AUGGUCAAGGCUGUUGCUGUCCUCCGUGGUGACUCCAAGGUCGCCGGCACCGUCACCUUCGAGCAGGCCGACGAGAACUCCCAGACCACCGUCUCAUGGAACAUCACCGGCAACGACGCCAACGCUGAGCGUGGCUUCCACAUCCACCAGUUCGGUGACAACACCAACGGCUGCACCUCCGCUGGCCCUCACUUCAACCCCUUCGGCAAGACCCACGGUGCUCCCGAGGACGAGGUCCGCCACGUCGGUGACCUUGGUAACUUCAAGACCGACGCUGAGGGCAACGCCAAGGGCUCCAAGACCGACAAGCUCGUCAAGCUGAUUGGUGCUGAGAGCGUCCUGGGCCGCACCCUUGUCGUCCACGCUGGUACUGACGACCUUGGCCGUGGUGACUCUGAGGAGUCCAAGAAGACUGGUAACGCUGGUGCCCGCCCUGCUUGCGGUGUUAUCGGUAUCGCUGCGUAA
This is a messenger RNA of Aspergillus mulundensis, 465 nucleotides long. RefSeq names its product superoxide dismutase SOD1 (gene sod1). The transcript is spliced from 4 exons. Gene Ontology annotation, biological process: removal of superoxide radicals. The record is from RefSeq and is a predicted model, not a curated record. NCBI's taxonomy places the organism in Eukaryota, Fungi, Ascomycota, Eurotiomycetes, Eurotiales, Aspergillaceae. Gene Ontology annotation, molecular function: copper ion binding; superoxide dismutase activity. Bases 1 to 465 code for a protein of 154 amino acids.